Syzygium oleosum is the source of this 4022-nucleotide messenger RNA. Its product is annotated as inactive protein kinase SELMODRAFT_444075. Lineage: Eukaryota; Viridiplantae; Streptophyta; Magnoliopsida; Myrtales; Myrtaceae. The transcript is spliced from 10 exons. The record is from RefSeq and is a predicted model, not a curated record. Gene Ontology annotation, molecular function: ATP binding; protein kinase activity. Bases 1547 to 3802 code for a protein of 751 amino acids. Gene Ontology annotation, biological process: protein phosphorylation.
ACAGAUUGCGUUCGCUACAGGACGCCCCUGUUUUGGAGCCACACUGCCAUUACGAUUGCGAGGUGUGGGAGAGGAGGUGGUGGUGGUCUUCUGGUCAUUGACGACGACGGAGGCGAAGAAACCCUCUAGAGAGAGAGAGAGAGAGAGAGAGAGAGGAAGGGUUUUUCGCUUCAACUUUUCGCGCUCUUCUCUCGCUGUCAUCAGUCUCAUCUCCUUCCUUUCCUUUCCUUUCCUUUCCUUUUCCUUUUCCUUUUCUUUUGCCCUUUUCUCAUCUCGAAGUCCCUUUCUUCGUAACGUCGCGGUGACCCAUUUGGCGUUUCGCUGCUGGGUGCGAUCCCGAUCGAACGCGAGUACUGUUCCCCGGGAGUUGAUAAUACCCGGAGAAAGCAAGAACAAGAAAAGUAAAAGGAACGGCGAAAGCGAACGUUUUUAUUUCUUUAGCCGUGUUUUGAGCUUGGUUUUGCUUGGAGCGGCGGACUGAAGGGGGAGUUCCACGUGAUAUCAGUAAAGGCGCUUCGGAUUUGAAUAGUCUCAUCUCUGGUAAAUGGGAUGCAUUCUUCUUCUUUGCGCGCUUCGAUGUUUUGUCUCCGUUUGACGAGGAAAAUUUGAGGUCCGGAAGCGGAAAUAGGGAAAGAAAAAUUCCAACUUUGGUGGGUGGGGGGUGCUCUUCAAUCUCUCUCGUCCAAGUACGUGAUUCGAUCGUCCCCUUUGGCGUCGCGUGGAGAUUUUGACAUGAUGGGGGCUUUCCUCUGAGCGCGGACUUUAGCAGAGGAGGGGCUUGUGCUUGGACUCUAUCGUUUCUGGAUCCGAUCUCAUCUCAUGCCUCGCUGUUUCGCUUUCGCCUGUUUCUUUUGCUCUGUAUUGGGUCGCGUCGUCUGCUGAUGGAGUGAUUUGAAGGCUGAAAGCAGAGCGACGCAGGUGUCCUUUCGUCUUCCGUGAAGUUUUUAACUCCGCAGCGUGUCAUUUUGCUUUUGGUCUCAAGCUCACGCCUGCGCAACUGGGUACCAGCGAAAGGAAAAGUUUACACCGGAUGAGUGCUUCUUGAGCUCGAGGAUUUCGUCCCUUCCUCUGGCAAGACCAGGACCGAAAAGGGUAUCCGUACUUCUGUGUUUCCCAGCUCAUCGGUUUCCACUUUGAGAAUAUUCGUGCUUGAUUUUCACCAUCUGGAGUAAAAGUGUUCUUCUUCCACUUCAGUUUUUUUUUUAUUGCCCCUCAAUUUGGCUUUUCCGUGAUUCUGAGGAUUUCUUGUCAACCGGUCAAAAGGGUCUUGUCAUUGCAAGAAUCUGCCGUGUUUUGAGUGGAAUGGUUUGUUGGUUGGCGGUACAUGUCUCUGAAUCUCGCCGUGGUGGGGGCAGAGCAAUAAUGAUAAGGGCUUGAUUGGUCACUCCAAGCUUGAUUUGCCGAACAAGAAGGUUGGAUCAGACGCGCCCAAUGUGGAAGUUUCCCCCUUGUCCUAUAAUGCGUGUUUCUCGAGCUUAUUAAGGUGCAAUUUGGUUUGGGAAGUGAGCGACUCUGUGGCAGAAGAGAACUGAGAUUUCAUCUGGCAAUGAGUAGAGAACAGAAGAGAGGGAAGCUGGAAAAGGGCAACAUGGAUGUUGCUGAAAAGGUGGUGGUUGCUGUUAAGGCCUCGAAGGAGAUUCCGAAGACGGCUCUCGUCUGGGCUUUGACUCAUGUUGUUCAACCUGGGGAUUGCAUUACCCUGCUGGUUGUGGUUUCUUCCCAAAGUUCUGGAAGAAAGUUAUGGGGUUUCCCAAGGUUUGCAGGGGACUGUGCUAGUGGGCAUCGGAAGUCCCAUUUAGGGUCGAGUGCAGAGCAGAAGAUUGAUAUAACAGAUUCCUGCUCCCAAAUGAUCCUUCAGCUCCAUGAUGUGUAUGAUCCGAAUAAGAUAAACGUCAAGAUAAAAAUUCUCUCUGGAUCGCCGUGUGGAGCAGUAGCUGCGGAGGCAAAGAAAGCUCAUGCAAGUUGGGUUGUAUUGGACAAACAGCUAAAACCUGAGGAAAAACGAUGCAUGGAAGAGCUACAAUGCAACAUUGUUGUAAUGAAACGGUCUCAGGCGAAGGUUCUUCGCUUGAAUUUGACGGGAUCGCCCAAGAAGGAGACCGAAGCUCAUCCGCCACCAUCUGAGCUGGAUGAAGCAUCUGAUAAACAUCACAAAAUUCAGCAUGAAGCCCCGAAUUCUGUCCGUGGUCCAGUUGUCACUCCAACUAGUAGUCCAGAGUUAGGGACACCAUUCACUUCUACUGAAGCUGGAACUUCGUCAAUGUCGAGCUCUGACCCCGGAGCUUCACCCUUUUUCAUUUCAGAGGUGAAUGCAGGCAUAAAAAAGAAUGUGCCUAGUGUAGUGAAGGAAAUUAGGGAUGUCGAUGAAUGUAGUAGCUCAGACUCAGACAGUGAAAAUUUAUCUCUAGGUUCAACGAGCUUGAGGUUUCAACCAUGGAUGGCGAAAUUGCUUGGUUCUAAUUGUAACGAUUCCGUUCAUUUUGGACAAAGCUUUCAGAGAGCUAAUGACACAGUGCAAGCAUUAAUUGCCAAGGAUAUGCCAAGUAAGUUCGCUAGAAGCAAUGAAGAUGAUCUGAUUCAAUUGCCGGACUACAGGGAUGAUAUGGACAUAGGUGGAAAUUUGAGAGAAGCAAUCUCACUGUCCAGAAAUAUGCCCAGUGGCCCCCCACCUUUGUGCUCAAUAUGUCAAAAUAAAUCUCCUGUUUUUGGAAAACCACCAAGAUGGUUCAGCUAUGCUGAGCUAGAGCUUGCAACUGGCGGUUUUUCACAGGCUAAUUUCUUGGCUGAAGGUGGUUUUGGAUCUGUUCAUAGAGGGGUACUUCCAGAUGGUCAGAUAGUUGCUGUCAAGCAACACAAAUUGGCUAGUUCUCAGGGUGAUCACGAAUUCUGCUCAGAGGUUGAAGUCCUGAGCUGUGCUCAGCACCGAAACGUUGUCAUGCUGAUUGGGUUCUGUAUAGAGGACAAAAGAAGAUUACUGGUGUACGAGUACAUUUGCAAUGGUUCCCUGGAUUCACAUCUCUACGGACGUCAUCAAGAGCCAUUAGAAUGGUCGGCACGACAAAAGAUUGCUGUCGGGGCUGCUCGAGGUCUGCGAUAUCUUCAUGAAGAGUGCAGAGUGGGUUGUAUUGUCCAUCGUGAUAUGCGUCCAAAUAACAUCCUCAUAACUCAUGACUUCGAACCCUUGGUAGGGGACUUUGGCCUCGCUCGGUGGCAGCCUGAUGGACGCACUGGUGUUGAAACAAGAGUAAUUGGUACUUUUGGAUAUCUAGCUCCUGAAUAUGCUCAAAGUGGACAAAUCACAGAGAAAGCUGAUGUAUAUUCAUUUGGGGUGGUGUUGGUGGAGCUUGUUACUGGGAGAAAAGCUGUGGACGUUGAUCGGCCCAAGGGUCAGCAGUUUUUAACUGAGUGGGCUCGUCCACUGUUGGAAGAAUAUGCAAUUGAUCAGCUGAUAGAUCCACGAUUGGGAGAUCACUAUUCCGAGCACGAGGUUUGCUGCAUGCUUCAUGCUGCAUCCCUAUGUAUACGGCGUGAUUCACAUUCCAGGCCUCGCAUGUCACAGGUGCUGCGCAUUCUCGAAGGUGACAUGCUUGUCGACACCAAUUACAUGUCGACUCCGGGGUCUGAUGCGGGAAGCCGGAGCGGACGAAUUUGGACGGAGCAGCAGCCUCAGCAUUAUCACAGCGGUUCCUUACUGAACGAGGCAGCCGAAGCAUUUAGCGGGAAGCUGUGCCGCAAAACACAAAGGCUUUCCAUCAAGGAGCAGGAGAUGGCCAGGAGGAUAUCAUGUGAAGAUGAGAUGUGAGGAGGGGCUCAUCCAGUUUUUAUAUGGUAGAGUUAUAUGCCAUUUUGCAUAAUUUUUUCCCGUCAACUCUUACAAUUUCUCUGUCGAAGCCGUCUAAAAUUUUGGUUGUGUAUAGUGCUAAGGAGAGUAGGGAAUCAGCAUGCUAGUGUAAUUCUUUGAAUAGUGAAUGCUAAGAUGUGAAUGUUUGAAGUAUAUCAUAUUUUCUAGUUCAAAGGUAAAA